Messenger RNA from Penicillium antarcticum, 528 nucleotides. Its product is annotated as YbhB/YbcL family Raf kinase inhibitor-like protein. The transcript has 2 exons. Gene Ontology annotation, molecular function: peptidase inhibitor activity; phospholipid binding. The coding region runs from base 1 to 528 and encodes 175 amino acids. The record is from RefSeq and is a predicted model, not a curated record. Gene Ontology annotation, biological process: regulation of Ras protein signal transduction; regulation of proteolysis. Lineage: Eukaryota; Fungi; Ascomycota; Eurotiomycetes; Eurotiales; Aspergillaceae.
AUGCCUUCGGACAACCACUUCAAGAGAGCCAUGUCUCUCAUCGAGGCGGACAAGACAAGGCUCCUCGGCCUGACCGUCGGAAAGCACGAGAACGUGCAGCCCGGACAAUUUGUCCCACGUUCAGAGGCUCAAGCUCCUCCCAAGCUCACCUUCGCCGGUGCAUCCCCCACCAGCACUUACUUGGUCGUGAGCCUGGAUGUCGACGCGCCAUUCCCCUCUCUCACCUUCCUGGGCCCGAUUCUGCACUGGAUCCAAUCCGAGGUGAAGGUUGGCGCCUCGUCCGUGCUCGAGUUCGACGCGCCCUUCGUCGCCAACUACAUCGGCCCGGCUCCUCCUCCUGGCAGCUCCCCUCAUCGCUACGUCUUCUUCCUGUAUGAGCAGCCUGCUGGUUUCAACCACAAGGACCAUGCUCCUGCUGAUGGAAAGACGUUGGGUAACAUGAGCCGCAUACGCUAUGACUUCGAUGCCUGGGCGGAGAAGAUCAAGCUCGAUGACCCUGUCGCUUUCAACUACUUCACGAGCAACUAG